This is a messenger RNA of Hemiscyllium ocellatum (epaulette shark), 1410 nucleotides long. It is a transcript of the gene cops6, whose product is annotated as COP9 signalosome subunit 6. Gene Ontology annotation, cellular component: COP9 signalosome. Bases 42 to 983 code for a protein of 313 amino acids. NCBI's taxonomy places the organism in Eukaryota, Metazoa, Chordata, Chondrichthyes, Orectolobiformes, Hemiscylliidae. The transcript is spliced from 10 exons. The record is from RefSeq and is a predicted model, not a curated record. Gene Ontology annotation, molecular function: metallopeptidase activity; protein binding. Gene Ontology annotation, biological process: protein deneddylation.
AUCUUGACUGCGCAGGUGCUGCGCUCCGUGGGGGCAGCAAGAUGGCGGCGAACGGGAUGGAGGUGGAGCCGGCGGCAACGCCGAGUGUGAUGGCAUCUGGAGUGACGGGGAGUGUCUCUGUCGCAUUGCACCCGUUAGUUAUUCUCAACAUCUCUGACCAUUGGAUCCGUAUGCGUUCUCAAGAGGGGAGACCUGUGCAAGUGAUUGGUGCCUUGAUUGGAAAGCAGGAGGGCAGAAACAUCGAGGUGAUGAACUCUUUCGAGCUGCUGUCUCACACAGUGGAGGAAAAGAUUGUCAUCGACAAGGAGUAUUACUACACCAAAGAGGAGCAGUUUAAGCAGGUCUUUAAAGACAUGGAGUUCUUGGGCUGGUACACCACAGGGGGUCCUCCAGACGAGUCUGAUAUCCAUGUUCACAAACAGGUGUGUGAGAUUAUUGAAAGCCCACUCUUCCUCAAAUUGAACCCCAUGACAAAGCACACAGACCUUCCAGUGAGUGUUUAUGAGUCAGUCAUCGAUAUCAUUGCUGGAGAGGCCACAGUGCUGUUUGCCGAACUGACCUACACCCUGGCCACAGAGGAGGCCGAGCGCAUCGGAGUUGAUCACGUGGCUCGCAUGACAGCGACUGGCACAGGGGAGAAUUCCACAGUGGCUGAACAUCUCAUUGCACAACACAGCGCCAUUAAGAUGCUGCACAGUCGGGUCCGUGUCAUCCUGGAAUACGUCAAAGCUGUAGAGUCAGGGGAAGUGCCGUUUAACCAUGAGAUCCUGCGUGAAGCCUACGCCCUGUGUCACCGACUGCCGGUCCUCAGCACCGACAAGUUUAAGACCGACUUCUAUGAUCAAUGCAAUGACGUGGGCCUGAUGGCUUACCUCGGCACCAUCACCAAGACCUGCAACACCAUGAACCAGUUUGUGAACAAGUUCAACAUCCUGUACGAUCGGCAGGGCAUCGGCCGACGUAUGCGAGGCCUCUUCUUCUGACCGAGGGUCUGAGCGGACUGCACCCUCUGGGUAUAGUACACGGUGAGAGUUCACAUCUCGUACAGAGCAACCUCUUCACUGCAGCAGGCGGCGACCUGAAGUGCAUCGAUGAUUCUUCCACCUCCCCUCCCCCUUCCCACCCAACGCCGACUCUCAGGCCCUCCCCGUACCCUCCUUCCCUUCCCUUUGCUGAGAGAUGUUCGGGCCAGCCUUGUGAAGUGGGGCAACUUGUCACCCUGUUCAUUGACGGCUGCUGUCUCACUCUGAGUUUGUUGCUUCAGCGACAAAGUGACUGGCUGGUUAGGAAUUCGAAUUCACACACACUGGCUGUGUUGCGUCACGUGUUUCCUGCUGGCGAGCAGAUGUGAGGUUGUCCGUUGUGCAGCUAAAACCAUGUGUGUUUGAAAUAAAGUUGAAAGGAACUCAA